GAACUCGCAGAAGUAAUCAAGAGCGACAAGGUGCCCCACAAAGACUACCUCGUCGUCGACGUCCGCGAUGAUGACUUUGAGGGCGGCAACAUCAAGGAUGCGAUAAAUUAUCCCUCGAGCACUUUCUGGAAUGACGUCGAUGAGCUGGUGAAGAAGACGAAGGAGGUGCCGUUGGUAGUGUUCCAUUGUGCGUUAUCGCAGGUUCGAGGGCCUAAGGCCGCUCGGAUAUAUGCUGAGACGCGGCAGAAUGUGCUUGAAGAGAGCCCAUUGAAAGCCGACGUCGCGAUUUUGAAGGAUGGGUUCACACAAUUCCAGGUCAAGUUCAAGGAUGACGCUGAACUCGUAGAGAAGUGGGAUAAGGACGUUUGGGCGUCUGAGUGGAGUUGA
Desarmillaria tabescens is the source of this 387-nucleotide messenger RNA. RefSeq names its product Rhodanese-like domain-containing protein. NCBI's taxonomy places the organism in Eukaryota, Fungi, Basidiomycota, Agaricomycetes, Agaricales, Physalacriaceae. The annotation marks the transcript as partial. Gene Ontology annotation, cellular component: cytoplasm; nucleus. The transcript is spliced from 3 exons. Gene Ontology annotation, molecular function: protein tyrosine phosphatase activity. The record is from RefSeq and is a predicted model, not a curated record.